Messenger RNA from Salarias fasciatus (jewelled blenny), 993 nucleotides. Its product is annotated as trace amine-associated receptor 13c-like. The record is from RefSeq and is a predicted model, not a curated record. Gene Ontology annotation, molecular function: trace-amine receptor activity. Gene Ontology annotation, biological process: G protein-coupled receptor signaling pathway. The transcript is spliced from 2 exons. Lineage: Eukaryota; Metazoa; Chordata; Actinopteri; Blenniiformes; Blenniidae. Gene Ontology annotation, cellular component: membrane. The coding region runs from base 1 to 993 and encodes 330 amino acids.
AUGAUGACAGUCCCUGAAGAAACUGAAUUCUGCUUUCCACAGCUGCUCAACUCGUCCUGCAGGAAGAUCAUGCGUCCCCACUCAGUGUCCAUGCUCAUUUACACCACCCUGUCUUCUAUCUCUGUGGUCACGGUGACACUCAACCUGCUCAUCAUCAUCUCCAUCUCCCACUUCAAGAAGCUGCACACUCCCACCAACCUCCUCCUCCUCUCUCUGGCUGUCUCUGAUUUCUUUGUGGGCCUCCUCAUGGUGUUUCAGAUCAUUCUCAUUGACGGCUGCUGGUUCCUGGGUGAUCUCAUGUGUGCUGUGUAUUUCAUUUUUGACCAUAUUUUCACGUCAGCCUCAAUUGGAACAAUGGUGCUCAUAUCAGUUGACCGCUAUGUGGCCAUUUGUUACCCUCUACUGUAUCCCACCAAAGUCACUCAGAACAGGGCAAAGAUCUGUGUUUUAAUGUGUUGGCUAAUCUGUGUCCUUUUUCACUGUUUGUUAUUGAAAGAUAACAUCAAGCACCCAGGAAGAUAUAAUAGUUGCCUUGGAGAGUGUGUGGUUAUCAAGGAUUAUUAUGCUGGCAUUGCAGAUGUUCUGUGUUCCUUCAUCGGCCCUGUGACUGUUAUUGUGAUUCUCUAUGUGAGAAUCUUUGUGGUGGCUUUGUCUCAGGCCCGUGCUCUGAGGACUCACAUUAAAGACGCCAAACUUCAGGGUUCAGUCAGAAUAACUGUGAAGAAAUCUGAGCUGAAGGCAGCCAGGACUCUGGGAGUUGUUGUUGUCGUGUUUCUAAUAUGUGUCUGCCCUUAUUUCUGUGUUACACUUAAAGGUGACGAUGCUGUGGUCAGCGCUUCAUCUGCUGCCUUCGUAAUGUGUUUGUUUUAUGUUAAUUCCUGUCUAAACCCUCUGAUUUAUGUCUUUUUCUACCCCUGGUUCAGAAACUGCAUCAGAGUCAUUGUGACUCUCCAGAUCUUGAAGCCUGGAUCAUGUGACGCCAACAUACUGUAG